Molecule: messenger RNA, 644 nt
Organism: Arabidopsis lyrata subsp. lyrata
Lineage: Eukaryota; Viridiplantae; Streptophyta; Magnoliopsida; Brassicales; Brassicaceae
Product: succinate dehydrogenase assembly factor 4, mitochondrial
Exons: 1
Coding region: 94-420 (108 amino acids)
Biological process (GO): mitochondrial respiratory chain complex II assembly
Cellular component (GO): mitochondrion
Source: RefSeq, a predicted model, not a curated record
UCAAAUUAUGGCUCAACCAAAACGACUAACGAACCCUAUACUAUCUCACAAAUUGCGAAGGUUGUUCUUCUGAUUAGGCCGACACAUCUAACAAUGGCGACGAACAACAUCGUCCGUUUGAUCGCACCAAGCGGAUCCGCCUCCUCUAGAUUGCUCCAGCCAGUGUCACGGUUUUUAAGCUCCGGUACUCCUCCUCCGCCGCAGGCUCCAUCCCCGUCUCCGAAUCAGGAUCUGAACCAGAACGUGAAGCCAGAUCAGAAUCUUCAACAGAAUCUGCAGAAGGAAGAAGAAGGGGAAGAAGAAGGAGAAGGAGGUGGAGAGUUUGUGAACAAAGAUACUGGUGAGAUCGGAGGACCUAGAGGUCCUGAGCCGACUCGGUACGGCGAUUGGGAACAACGUGGUCGAUGCUCCGAUUUCUAAGACGAUUCAUGAAUCUCAUUGCUUUAGCUUGAGUUCUUCUUUUUACUAUUUCUGGGAAAAGUGGGAAAAAAAAAAUCGUUUUAUGUCAUGUAUCUGCAAAAUAAUAGAGAACAUCAAAGAAAACGUUUCUGAUUCAUAUUGGCUCGUUGCCUUUGCUUGGGAAUGUUUAUUUGAAUACAUAAUUAUUCCAUAAAACUGUAUUAUUAUGAAGUUUUUAUUUUGUU